AUGAAGGACGGCGUUGAAGACAACGUAGACGGUGCCAAAGACGGUGUUGAAGAUGGAUCUGGUGAGUCAACGAAUGUUCAAUCACCUCGACAAGUUGAUGGUCACAAGUUUUCGAAAGUUAUCAAUAAGAUUAGCGGGCAACCUGCGUCAUACAUUAACAAGUCGGAUUACAUUUUUGGGAGAACUCUAGGUGCUGGUUCGUUCGGAGUUGUGAGACAAGCUCGUCAGAUAUCGACGGGAGAUAACGUUGCGGUCAAGAUUCUUUUAAAAAAAGCGUUGAAAGGAAACGACGUUCAAUUGAAACUUUUGUACGAUGAGUUGUCAAUUCUCCAGCAAGUACAUCAUCGUAAUAUUGUUCAGUUUCGAGACUGGUUUGAGUCCAAGGACAAGUUUUUCAUCGUGACGCAACUGGCGACCGGUGGGGAGCUUUUUGAUCGAAUCGUGAAAAAGGGAAAGUUCACUGAGGCUGAUGCGGCCAGGAUCGUUACUCAGAUUCUCGAAGCAGUUCAGUAUCUUCAUUCCAAGAACAUAGUGCAUAGAGAUCUCAAACCGGAAAAUGUUCUUUACUUGACGCCUGCAGAGGAUUCACAGAUAGUACUGGGUGAUUUUGGUAUUGCCAAGCAAUUAAGAACGGAGGACGAAUUGAUUCAUAAAGCCGCAGGGUCCAUGGGCUACGUAGCCCCUGAGGUCGUAACAACAGAAGGGCACGGUAAACCGUGCGAUAUUUGGUCUCUCGGUGUUAUCACAUACACUCUUUUGUGUGGGUAUUCUCCGUUUUUAGCUGAAAGCGUGGAUGGAUUUAUUGAAGAAUGCAUCCAGGGUCCUCAUCCAGUUAAGUUCCAUAAACCCUAUUGGGAUAAUGUCUCAAAAGAGGCUCAAGAGUUUAUAUUGAGGGCACUCACCAUCCACCCGUCAAAAAGACCAACCGCUUCCGACUUAUUGAACGACAAAUGGAUAACUUCGAAGAUGAAGAAGACUGAUGACCUGUUGCCAGGAAUUAGAAAAGAAUUUAACGCUCGCAAGAAAUUCCGUGAAGCUGUUGAAAUUGUUAAACUUAAUAACAGAAUCAAGAAAUUGAAGAAGGUUUAUUUCGACGAAAACGAUAAUGAUACCGAUAUUGAGGAAAACUCGUCGGCGGAGUUAGAUCAACUCAGUCAUGCUUUAUCUUCGUCUUCUAUAAGCAGUGCAAGUUCGAAGCAAAGCUCGUCUAAGGCUCUGAAGUCAACCCUCACCCAGAACGCAUUUGCUCAAAUUGUCAAGGCGGCGACCCAGAACAAGGAAAGAAUAAUGAAUUAUAAAGAGAGCUCUGCUUCAGACAGCUAA
Lachancea mirantina is the source of this 1323-nucleotide messenger RNA. NCBI's taxonomy places the organism in Eukaryota, Fungi, Ascomycota, Saccharomycetes, Saccharomycetales, Saccharomycetaceae. The record is from the annotation of a GenBank genome assembly.